Molecule: messenger RNA, 1134 nt
Organism: Seriola dumerili (greater amberjack)
Lineage: Eukaryota; Metazoa; Chordata; Actinopteri; Carangiformes; Carangidae
Gene: oprd1b
Product: delta-type opioid receptor-like
Exons: 3
Coding region: 1-1134 (377 amino acids)
Biological process (GO): G protein-coupled opioid receptor signaling pathway; neuropeptide signaling pathway
Cellular component (GO): membrane; neuron projection
Molecular function (GO): neuropeptide binding; G protein-coupled enkephalin receptor activity
Source: RefSeq, a predicted model, not a curated record
AUGGAGCCUACCACUCUUCCUUCCCUUCUUGGUGAUUUUAACGAGCGCUACUCGGUCUCCGUAACUCCUUUCAAUGUUACAUUCUCCGAGGAUCUGCUGCUUCUGCCUUCAAAAAGCAACGACACCAUCAGGGCUACAAACAGGGACACUAUAAGGCUCAUCAUCGCCGUGUGUAUCACGGCUCUCUACUCUCUCAUCUGUGUGGUGGGACUACUAGGAAACGUGCUUGUAAUGUACGGGGUGAUCAGGUACACCAAGAUGAAGACCGCCACCAACAUCUACAUCUUCAACCUUGCUCUUGCUGAUGCUCUCGCCACCAGCACCCUCCCCUUCCAGAGCGCCAAGUACCUGAUGAGAACAUGGCCCUUUGGGGAGCUGUUGUGUAAAGUGGUUAUUGCCAUCGACUACUACAACAUGUUCACCAGCAUCUUCACUCUCACCAUGAUGAGCGUGGACCGCUACAUUGCUGUAUGUCAUCCUGUGAGGGCCCUGGACUUCCGCACGCCUGCCAAAGCCAAACUCAUCAACGUCUGCAUCUGGAUCCUCUCCUCUGCUGUCGGAGUACCUGUGAUGAUCAUAGCUGUUACCAAGGUGAUGGAUAAAGGAAACACUGUCUGCACACUCGGAUUUCCCGAACCUGACUGGUACUGGGACACAGUGAUGAAAAUCUGCGUGUUCAUCUUUGCCUUUGUGGUACCUGUCCUGGUCAUCACUGUCUGCUAUGGUCUGAUGAUCCUGCGACUCAAGAGCGUCCGUCUGCUCUCUGGCUCUAAAGAGAAAGACAGGAACCUGCGGCGCAUCACCCGCAUGGUCCUGGUGGUCGUGGCAGCCUUCAUCAUCUGCUGGACUCCCAUCCACAUCUUCAUCAUUGUCAAGACCAUGGUGAAAAUUGACAACAAGGACCUCCUUGUAAUGGCCAGCUGGCAUCUGUGCAUUGCACUGGGCUACACCAACAGCAGUCUCAACCCUGUGCUGUACGCCUUCUUGGAUGAGAACUUCAAGAGGUGCUUCAGGGAUUUCUGCCUGCCCUAUCGCUCCCGCCAGGACCAGAGCAGCUUCUCCAGAGCGCGCAACAGCACGCGAGAGCCUGUGUCUGUUUGUGCUCCUGCGACGAGAGAGAGACAGCCGGCCUGA